UAAAACAUAAGUGCGAGCACCUUAGCUGUCGUAAUUCAAAAUUCACAUACAAAUUUAAUAAGACAGAGAAAAAAAUCGACACAAAAUACACACGAAAGAAAGAUUCUCCGAAUUUCUCCGGCAUUCGAUUUUAUUAUUUAUGAAAUAGAACGGUAUUUUCCGAAUUUGCAUUCACGUAUUUCAAAUCCUGUUGAAUAUUUGCUAUGCUUGAUAAGAUUUGUGAGAAUUAUUACAACCAAAAUUACAUUUGACGCCAGAUACUUAUAUUAAAUUGGAUCAUUUAUGAAGUAGGUGAACACAAAUUUUAAAUUAAAAAAAAAUUCGUUCCAGAGAAGCAUCACAUCGACCAACCGACCCCAUAACGAAAACACUUCCGCUGAAGUGGAAUAUUUGAUUUGAAAAUUGGAAGUGUACUUUGUCGUUUAACAAAAUAUUGAGCAUAAAACAUUCGGAAAUAUGAUGUCCCAACACAUAAAUUCAAUGUUGGAGCAUCUUCGGGUGGGCCCAUUGAAACGGACCAUCAGACCGAACGAUGGUGACGAUAGCGGACAACAGAAGCAACAACAACAACAACAAAACGAACAACCAUCGACAACUUUGGACAGUUGUAGUUCAACGAUGAAUGCCAAAGGCAAUGGUGCUAUUAUGAGUAGUGGCGAUGAAGUUGAUAACAGUCGUGUAUCGGUUGUUAUCAAUGAAACACGUAAAAAAUCGCUGAAAGAAAUCCCAAAUGGUGUCGUUGGCAUCAUUGAUACGGAGAAAAAGUUUGAUCCACGUAAACGGUUCAGCAUUAGUAACGGUGAUUUACGCAAUGGUAAGGCACGCGAACUGUCGCCCGCCACAACAAUGAAACAACAACAACGCAAACUGUCGGCCGAUAUGCGAUUGCGAGGCAGUAAUUCGCAGUUAACUGAUGAUUAUCUACUUCGUCGACCUGUUCGUUUGCGCAGCAUGUGCACGAAUUUCGAGGUGUACGAUUCAUUGCACACAAAAGCCAUGGACCAACCAUCAAGCAAUGUGUUAUCGUGUUCGAAAGCCAUUUGCAUGGGGAGCAUUGUGCACGGUGCAAACUUUCCAUUAAUAACAACCGAUGCGCGCAAAGCAGAAGUGGUGCUUGAACAUGCCAAAGAUUUUCUCGACCAAUAUUUCACGUCAAUUCGGCGACACAAAUCACCAGCGCACGAAACCCGAUUACAACAAGUACAAAAGGAUAUUGAAGCAACAGGAACAUAUCAUCUAACCGAAACGGAAUUGAUUUAUGGUGCAAAAUUGGCCUGGAGAAAUUCGGCACGUUGCAUUGGUCGAAUUCAGUGGUCGAAACUACAAGUAUUUGAUUGCCGAUUGGUAACCACGACAAGCGGAAUGUUCGAGGCAAUUUGUAAUCACAUCAAAUACGCAACAAAUAAAGGAAAUUUGAGAUCGGCAAUAACGAUAUUCCCUCAACGAACGGAUGGCCGUCAUGAUUAUCGAAUUUGGAAUGCACAAUUAAUUUCAUACGCUGGUUAUCGAAUGCCUGAUGGUAAAGUUGUUGGCGAUCCUCAGAACGUUGAAUUCACGGAGGUAUGUACGAAGCUUGGUUGGAAAGGUAAGGGCACUGAAUGGGAUAUACUACCAUUGGUUGUAUCAGCAAGUGGGCAUGAUCCAGAUUAUUUUGAUUACCCACCGGAUUUGGUGCUUGAAGUGCCACUAAGUCAUCCCGAUCCGAAAUACAAAUGGUUUUCGGAAUUGAAUUUGAGAUGGUAUGCCGUACCGGCUGUGUCAAGCAUGAUGUUCGAUUGCGGUGGCAUUCAAUUCACAGCAACAUCAUUCAGUGGAUGGUAUAUGUCGACCGAAAUUGGUUGCAGAAAUCUAUGCGACGUGAAUCGCAGAAAUUUAAUCGAAAAAAUUGCCCAAAAACUGGACUUGGACACACGUACACCGACAUCACUGUGGAAGGAUAAAACACUUGUUGAAGUGAAUAUUGCUGUUUUGCACUCGUACCAAAGCCACAAUGUCACCAUUGUUGAUCACCAUACGGCCAGCGAGAGUUUUAUGAAGCAUUUGGAAAAUGAAACAAAACUAAGAAAUGGCUGCCCUGCUGACUGGGUAUGGAUUGUACCGCCGAUGUCAUCAUCAGUACUUCCGGUAUUCCAUCAGGAAAUGGCAUUAUAUUACUUAAAACCAUCGUUUGAUUAUCAAGAGCCGGCCUAUAAAGUGCACGUAUGGAAAAAAGAUCGAGAUAAAUCAAAGUCACGCAAACCACGUCGCAAGUUCCAUUUCAAACAAAUUGCCAGAGCGGUAAAAUUUACAUCUAAAUUGUUUGGUCGUGCAUUAUCGCGUCGUAUCAAAGCCACUAUUUUAUUUGCAACAGAAACGGGAAAAUCGGAACAGUAUGCAAAGCAGCUUGUUGAACUAUUGGGACACGCUUUCAACGCUCAGAUUUAUUGCAUGAGUGAUUACGACAUUUCUUCUAUUGAACACGAGGCGCUCUUACUGGUUAUUGCAUCAACAUUUGGCAAUGGUGACCCUCCAGAAAACGGCGAGGAAUUCGCACAAGGAUUAUAUGCAAUGAAACUUCAAGAGAGCGGCGAAAGCACCGACUAUCAUAAGAGUAUAACGGUGUCAUCGAAAUCAUUCAUGAGAGCCAAUUCACGUUCCGACUUUGGUAAAGUGAGCUUCCAACAGGUGCGUAAAAUGGAUCGAUUGGAUUCAUUGCGUGGUUCAACCACUGAAACCUAUACAGAAGAAACGUUCGGGCCACUGUCCAAUGUUCGUUUUGCUGUGUUUGCGCUUGGUUCGUCGGCAUAUCCAAACUUUUGUGCGUACGGCAAGUAUGUUGAUAAUAUUUUGGGCGAAUUGGGCGGUGAACGACUUACGAAAAUCGCUUAUGGUGAUGAAAUGUGCGGUCAAGAGCAUGCUUUUCGGAAAUGGGCACCGGAAGUCUUUAAGGUGGCUUGUGAAACAUUUUGUUUGGAUACGGACGAGACAUUCUCAAGCGCUACUUUGCACAAUGAAUCCUUAACCAUUGACACAGUUCGUUUAGUGCCUAGUGCAGAGACCAUUCCACUUGAUGUUCAAUUAGGCAAAUAUCAUAAUAAAAAUGUGGUUAUCGGUCGUACAAAAGUUAAACCACGGAAUUUACAUCGUUCGGCGACAGCGACCCGUUCAACAAUUUUGGUUGAAAUCGAAGCAAACAAUGUUCAUUAUCAACCGGGCGAUCAUGUUGGCAUAUUUCCUGCUAAUCGUAAAGAAAUCGUUGAUGGCAUUUUAAACCGAUUGAAUGGCAUUGAUAAUUUCGAUGAAAUUCUUCAGCUACAAUUGUUGAAAGAAAACCACACGACCAAUGGAGUUACAAAGAGCUGGGAACCACACGAAAAAUUACCAGCCUGCUCUUUGCGGACUCUUUUAACACGGUUUUUGGACAUAACAACACCACCAACACGACAACUUUUAACACUUUUAGCAACAUUUUGUGAAGAUAAAGCCGACGAAGAACGGCUUAACAUAUUAGCUAACGAAUCGUCGGCAUAUGAAGAUUGGCGACAUUGGCGAUUGCCACACUUACUCGAAGUGCUUGAAGAGUUUCCAUCAUGCAAACCACCAGCCUCGUUGUUCAUCGCCCACUUGUGUCCAAUGCAACCACGGUUCUAUUCAAUAUCAUCGUGUCCAAAUACAUGUCGAAACCAAAUCCACUUGACGGUGGCCGUUGUCAAAUACCGUGCCGAAGAUGGUGAGGGUGCUGAACAUUAUGGUGUGUGUUCCAAUUAUUUAGAAGGACUUAAAGAGAAUGAAAAUGUGUUCUUGUUUUUGCGAAAUGCGUCGAAUUUUCAUUUGCCAAAAGACACAUCGAAGCCCAUUAUUCUCAUUGGACCCGGCACUGGCAUCGCACCAUAUCGAGCAUUUUGGCAACACUGGGACUAUUUAAAGGAACAAGAUCCGAAUACACAAUUGCCGAAGGUUUGGUUGUUUUUUGGUUGUCGAACCAAAGCAUUGGAUUUGUAUGGUGAUGAAAAGCAGGAAAUGGUCGACAAGAAAAUUUUAGAUAGAGUAUUCUUAGCGAUGUCAAGAGAACCAGAUUUCCCAAAGACUUAUGUACAAGACUUAGCUGCCAAGGAAGCCGACGACAUUUAUAAAUUGAUCGUAACCGAAGAAGGCCACAUUUAUGUGUGCGGUGAUGUUACAAUGGCUGAACACGUUUAUUUAACGAUUAGGAAAAUAAUCGCAACAAAAGAGGUCAAAACUGAAUCGGAAGUGGAAAAGUAUUUAUUGGCAUUAAGGGAUCAAAAUCGAUAUCAUGAAGACAUAUUCGGAAUAACAUUGCGUACGGCUGAAAUUCACAAUAAAUCAAGAGCAACAGCUAGAAUACGAAUGGCAUCUCAACCAUAGUCGGAACCAUUUAGAAAUGACCAUCAUGCACCGUAUGGGUUACAAGAGAUAAACGAAAAUGAAUAUCCAAUCGAAUAAAAUUAUACACACACCAACACAUUUAGCGCGCAUCGAUUUCGCAAUGCGUUAACGACAUCUUAUCUAAUUCAUAUCCAAACACACAGUGAAAUAGCUUUCGAUGUUCUGGUUACUAUUUUUUUUCUGUUCUACACACAUAAAACGAGAUCGGUAAUAAAUACGCAAACUGACGGUGAAAUCGUGAAUUACUACCAAUGAAAUCUAUAAAUCAAUGAUCUUUUGGUAUAUUGAAUUUAAAGUGUCUGCAUUAUUUGACGUCGAACUGAGCUAAUGAAAAAUAGUAGUAUGAAAAUGGCCAAAACAAGUAGAAGUAAAGGUUGUAAUUCGAAAUUUUACCACCACACGGCUGAACUAUUACAAAUGUCAUUUUUUGUGUGUAUAAAUGUUCAUAUACAAAAUUGUAUAAAUCAAACAUCGAAAUCAAAUUAAUAUUUUCUCGAGUGAAAGACAUUUUUUUCCAAAUCAAAUAAAACAUAGUUUUUAAUGAUUGUUCGGCAGUUGCAACGUCAUUUUUUUAUGCGUUGGUAAGUCAUGUAUAUAUUGAACUAUUAAAAAUACAAAUCUCGCACAAUUUCAAAGUUAAUCAUAUAUAUUAUAUAAUAAAAUUAAACUUUUAUCUUUCUUAUUCGAUUUUUUUGCAACAUAAUUUUUCUUUUGCACAAACGGUAGCUCUUUUCUUAUGCACACCAAUCUAGCUUUGGUCUGAUUUAAAUGCGAUUUUCCGAAAAGGUUUCAAAAACGAGUAGAAAUUAACACUUCUAAAGUCUGGAUUAGGAAUAUGUUAGCACAUUUUACGAAUGUAAAUCGCAAUUUAAAAUUUUAAAAAGAAAAAAAACACAUUUCGUUCGAAAAGUUUCUCCGAAGCAAACAAUAUUCUUUUAAAGAAGUUAUUAUCGAACUUUGAAGAGAAAAAAGUUAGGAUCACAUACGAUGAAAAUAUGAUGGGAUGACAGCUUUGAUUUUUCUCAUUUUUGUGUCUUUACCUGAACAUUUAUGAUAGAUUGUAUUCAAAAAUCACAUUAAAAUGUUACUGAUUCAUUCAAAUUUAAUAAAAAUAUAUAGAUAUAUUUAUCAAAAUAAAACAUUACAGCAAAAAUCAAUU
Contarinia nasturtii (swede midge) is the source of this 5545-nucleotide messenger RNA. RefSeq names its product nitric oxide synthase (gene Nos). NCBI's taxonomy places the organism in Eukaryota, Metazoa, Arthropoda, Insecta, Diptera, Cecidomyiidae. The coding region runs from base 457 to 4365 and encodes 1302 amino acids. Gene Ontology annotation, biological process: nitric oxide biosynthetic process. Gene Ontology annotation, molecular function: flavin adenine dinucleotide binding; FMN binding; nitric-oxide synthase activity. The record is from RefSeq and is a predicted model, not a curated record. The transcript is spliced from 21 exons.